AAUGUCUGACGCAGUCAAGCAAUCACCAAAGAAGGUAAAGAGGGCCGCAAAGCCCAAAAAGGCAGCAGUGCACCCAACGUAUAACGCUAUGAUUAAAGCAGCUAUCGUUGCACUGAAGGAACGCGGAGGUUCAUCGCGCCAAGCUAUUCUUAAAUACAUAGUUGGGAAAUAUAACGUCGGCAAAGAGAUCACACGGGUCAAUGCCCAACUGAAACUUGCGUUAAAACGAGGAGUCAGCAACAAGAGCCUGAAACAAGCAAAGGGCACAGGAGCUUCCGGCUCAUUCAGAAUUGGCGAGGAGAAGAAAGUGAAAAAGCCAAAGGCAAAGAAACCAAAGAAGGCAAAGAAACCCAAGAAGGCGAAGAAGGUAAAGAAGCCCAAGGCCGCUAAAAAACCAAAGGCCAAGAAAGUUGCCAAGAAGCCAGCUAAGAAACCUGCUGCAAAGAAACCUGCAGCUAAGAACGCCGCCAAAAAACCUGCUGCCAAAAGGUCUAAGCCAAAACAGGCUGCCAAAAAACCAGCUGCCACGAAAGCAUAAAAACUGAAUGAUCUCAAUGACUGUAUCUUGUGUUACUCAUUCUCUUCUAGCAGACGACAAUUGCGAUGCUUGUGCCAUCUAAUCAUCAAAAUAGACAACACAACCAACCCAAACUUCACUUCUUGGACUGGAGUUGCAUGAAUGUGUUUAUAACUGUGUUGUGUGAGAAUCAUAUUUCCGAUAUUUCAAUCAGUGUUGCAUUGAACAUAUCAAAUUAUAAAUACUGAGGAUUCUAAACAAGAGAAGAAAUGUGCUGAUCCUGUGAUACAAUCAUAUUUUAUAUAUUUAAUAUACUUGUACAUUAUUUAAAUUAUUUAAAAUAUACAAAAAAUAUAAAACCC
Molecule: messenger RNA, 879 nt
Organism: Owenia fusiformis
Lineage: Eukaryota; Metazoa; Annelida; Polychaeta; Sabellida; Oweniidae
Source: the annotation of a GenBank genome assembly